CAGGUGGAGUAAGUCACAGGAAUCAGAGUUUACACAGGUGGGACGAACACGCUGCGCAGCCCCCACCGCCCCCGCGUCCCAGGUGUAAAGAAGCCCGAGGAUGCGAGAUGUGGACCCUUUCUUUUCCGCACGGGAUCUCGCGGGCUUCCUCCUCCCUGAGACGCCUUGAUUUAGCGUUUCCAAACAGACGGCCCGCUCCUGGGGGGCUGGAAGUCAUCGCUGGGUUACUUCUCCCUCCCCCAAGAACUUUUUGUCCGCGAGAGGGGCAGAGGACAGGAGACAGGGAGAGCUGGGGAACGAGGAGGAAAUUAUCCACAGAGGGGAGGGGGCGAGGAGGGGAGGGUGGCAAGGCAGUAAGGUCAGAAGUGCUGAGGCUGGGGGGCUUUGGGGACGCCUGGCGCUCCCCCGCUCCAGCCCUCUGCAGCAGCCCUUUCCGCCGCGGACACGGGAGAGUUAAGCCAAUAAACACGUAAGCGCCGCUCCCUCCCCAAUCGGCAAGAUGCCUCUCCGGCUCUGGGCUGCACCGACAGCUUGCAACGCUCGGCAUCUUUUCUGGAGGCGCCUCCUUCGGCGGCCGCAGAUGGCAUCCGGCUGCGGGCUCGGGGCUCGCCAUUGAUUCUCCCCUGGCCCACCCCGGGUCCGCGGACGCACCUCUCCCUUCCCCUCCCCCCCUCCGCUCCUGGGUCUGAGCCCGCUGGCCUCGCGGGCAGAGGGAGCAGUCGCGGCGGCCGAGCUGAGCAGCAGCAGCAGCAGCAGCGCGCUCGCUCCCUGACCGGGGGACAGGCGCCCGCCCGGGAGAACUGCCCCUCCGGCGCCCCCACCUUUUGCACCCCAAGCCGGGGGCUCCGGGGACCCCCCUCCCCAGGCGCCACCAUGCUGGACCCUUCGUCCAGCGAGGAGGAAUCGGAUGAGAUCGUGGAGGAGGAGAGCGGCAAGGAGGUGCUGGGCUCGGCCGCGUCCGGCGCGCGCCUGUCCCCCAGCCGCACGAGCGAGGGCUCGGCCGGCAGCGCGGGGCUGGGCUGGCGCGCGGCCGGGGCCGGGCCGGGGCGGCGCCGGCGCGGCGGCAGCGGCGGAGCCAGCGGCUUUGGCCGGGGGGGUCUGCAGCCCAGCAGCCGCGCCGGCGGCGGCCGGCCCUCCAGCCCCAGCCCGUCGGUGGUGAGCGAGAAGGAGAAGGAAGAGUUGGAGCGGCUGCAGAAGGAGGAGGAGGAGAGGAAGAAGAGGCUGCAGCUCUAUGUGUUCGUGAUGCGCUGCAUCGCCUACCCCUUCAACGCCAAGCAGCCCACCGACAUGGCCCGCCGGCAGCAGAAGAUCAGCAAACAGCAGCUGCAGACAGUCAAGGACCGGUUCCAGGCUUUCCUCAAUGGGGAAACCCAGAUCGUGGCUGACGAAGCCUUCAUGAAUGCUGUCCAGAGUUACUACGAGGUGUUCCUCAAGAGCGACCGUGUGGCCCGCAUGGUGCAGAGCGGGGGCUGCUCGGCCAACGAUUCCCGCGAGGUCUUCAAGAAGCACAUCGAGAAGCGGGUGCGCAGCCUGCCCGAGAUCGACGGGCUCAGCAAGGAGACGGUGCUGAGCUCCUGGAUGGCCAAGUUCGACGCCAUCUACCGCGGGGAGGAGGACCCCAGGAAGCAGCAGGCCCGCAUGACGGCCAGCGCGGCCUCCGAGCUGAUCCUGAGCAAGGAGCAGCUCUAUGAGAUGUUCCAGAACAUUCUCGGCAUCAAGAAGUUUGAGCAUCAGCUCCUGUACAACGCCUGCCAGCUGGACAACCCAGACGAGCAGGCCGCCCAGAUCAGACGGGAGCUGGAUGGGCGUCUCCAGAUGGCAGACCAGAUAGCCAGGGAACGCAAAUUUCCCAAGUUCGUAUCCAAAGAAAUGGAAAACACAUACAUCGAGGAGCUGAAGUCCUCCGUCAACUUGCUCAUGGCCAACUUGGAGAGCAUGCCCGUGUCCAAAGGUGGGGAAUUCAAGCUCCAGAAACUCAAGCGCAGCCACAACGCUUCCAUCAUCGACAUGGGCGAGGAGAGCGAGAACCAGCUGUCCAAGUCGGACGUCGUGCUGUCUUUCUCCUUGGAGGUGGUGAUCAUGGAGGUCCAGGGCCUCAAAUCCUUGGCUCCGAACCGCAUCGUGUAUUGCACCAUGGAGGUGGAAGGCGGGGAGAAGCUGCAGACCGACCAGGCCGAGGCGUCCAAGCCAACCUGGGGCACCCAGGGUGACUUCUCCACGACCCACGCCCUGCCGGCCGUGAAGGUGAAGCUGUUCACUGAGAGCACAGGCGUCCUGGCCCUGGAGGACAAGGAGCUCGGGCGGGUUAUUCUCCAUCCCACCCCAAACAGCCCCAAGCAGUCAGAGUGGCACAAAAUGACAGUCUCCAAAAACUGCCCCGAUCAAGAUCUCAAAAUCAAACUUGCCGUCCGCAUGGAUAAGCCCCAAAACAUGAAGCAUUCUGGGUAUUUAUGGGCCAUCGGUAAGAAUGUCUGGAAGAGAUGGAAGAAAAGGUUUUUCGUCUUGGUGCAGGUGAGCCAGUACACGUUCGCCAUGUGCAGUUAUCGGGAGAAGAAGGCAGAACCCCAGGACCUUCUACAGCUGGAUGGCUACACUGUGGAUUACACCGACCCCCAGCCAGGUUUGGAGGGUGGCCGAGCCUUCUUCAAUGCAGUCAAGGAAGGAGAUACGGUGAUAUUCGCAAGUGACGACGAGCAAGAUCGCAUCCUGUGGGUCCAAGCCAUGUACCGGGCCACUGGGCAGUCACACAAGCCCGUGCCCCCGACCCAGGUCCAAAAGCUCAACGCCAAGGGGGGGAACGUGCCCCAGCUGGAUGCUCCCAUCUCUCAAUUUUACGCAGAUAGAGCUCAAAAGCAUGGCAUGGAUGAAUUUAUCUCUUCCAACCCCUGUAACUUUGACCACGCUUCCCUCUUUGAGAUGGUACAACGCCUUACUUUGGAUCACAGACUUAAUGAUUCCUAUUCUUGCCUGGGCUGGUUCAGUCCCGGCCAGGUGUUCGUGCUGGACGAGUACUGCGCCCGGAACGGAGUCCGAGGGUGUCACCGGCAUCUCUGCUACCUCAGAGACUUGCUGGAACGGGCAGAAAAUGGCGCCAUGAUCGACCCCACCCUCCUCCACUACAGCUUCGCCUUCUGUGCGUCCCACGUGCACGGGAACAGGCCCGAUGGGAUAGGAACCGUGACUGUGGAAGAAAAGGAACGCUUUGAAGAAAUCAAAGAGAGACUCCGUGUCCUGUUGGAAAAUCAGAUCACGCAUUUUAGGUAUUGCUUUCCAUUUGGUCGACCUGAAGGUGCUUUAAAAGCUACCCUCUCACUCUUGGAAAGGGUUUUGAUGAAAGAUAUCGUUACCCCAGUACCCCAAGAGGAGGUCAAAACUGUCAUCCGUAAAUGUCUGGAGCAGGCUGCUCUGGUGAACUAUUCCCGGCUCUCAGAGUAUGCCAAAAUCGAAGGGAAAAAGAGAGAAAUGUAUGAGCAUCCUGUCUUCUGCUUGGCCUCCCAAGUGAUGGAUUUAACCAUUCAGAAUCAAAAGGAUGCAGAAAAUGUAGGCCGGUUAAUCACUCCCGCCAAAAAACUUGAAGACACAAUACGUCUUGCUGAACUAGUCAUUGAAGUUCUUCAACAAAAUGAGGAGCACCACGCAGAGGCCUUUGCAUGGUGGUCAGACUUGAUGGUGGAACACGCAGAGACGUUCUUGUCACUCUUCGCGGUGGACAUGGAUGCAGCGUUAGAGGUGCAGCCUCCGGACACGUGGGACAGUUUUCCACUGUUUCAGCUGCUGAAUGAUUUUCUCCGUACUGACUAUAAUCUGUGCAAUGGAAAAUUUCACAAACACCUGCAAGACCUCUUUGCUCCACUGGUGGUUAGAUAUGUGGAUCUGAUGGAGUCCUCAAUUGCACAAUCCAUCCACAGGGGCUUUGAGCGGGAGUCAUGGGAACCAGUCAAGAGUUUAACCAGUAACCUACCCAAUGUGAACCUACCCAAUGUGAACCUUCCCAGAGUACCAAAUCUACCAGUUAACAUUCCUCUAGGCAUCCCACAAAUGCCUACCUUUUCGGCACCGUCAUGGAUGGCUGCUAUAUACGAUGUUGAUAACGGAUCAGGCACCUCGGAAGAUCUGUUCUGGAAGCUCGACGCCCUCCAGACCUUCAUUCGGGACUUGCACUGGCCCGAAGAAGAGUUUGGGAAGCAUCUGGAACAACGGCUGAAGUUGAUGGCAAGUGACAUGAUUGAGUCUUGCGUCAAAAGAACCAGGAUUGCAUUUGAAGUUAAGCUGCAAAAAACCAGUCGAUCAACAGAUUUUCGAGUCCCACAGUCAAUAUGCACCAUGUUUAAUGUUAUGGUGGAUGCCAAAGCUCAAUCAACAAAACUUUGCAGCAUGGAAAUGGGCCAAGAGCAUCAAUAUCACUCAAAAAUAGACGAACUAAUUGAAGAAACUGUUAAGGAAAUGAUAACACUCUUGGUUGCAAAGUUCGUUACUAUCUUGGAAGGAGUACUGGCAAAAUUAUCGAGAUAUGACGAAGGGACUUUGUUUUCUUCUUUUCUGUCAUUUACCGUGAAAGCAGCUUCCAAGUAUGUGGACGUACCUAAACCCGGGAUGGACGUGGCCGACGCCUAUGUGACAUUCGUCCGCCAUUCUCAGGAUGUCCUGCGUGAUAAGGUCAAUGAGGAGAUGUAUAUAGAAAGGUUAUUUGAUCAAUGGUACAACAGCUCCAUGAACGUGAUCUGUACCUGGUUGACGGACCGGAUGGACUUACAGCUUCACAUUUAUCAGUUGAAAACACUAAUUAGGAUGGUAAAGAAAACCUAUAGAGAUUUCCGGUUGCAAGGGGUCCUGGACUCCACCUUGAACAGCAAGACCUACGAAACCAUCCGGAACCGCCUCACUGUGGAGGAAGCCACGGCGUCAGUGAGCGAAGGCGGGGGCCUGCAGGGCAUCAGCAUGAAGGACAGCGACGAGGAGGAUGAAGAAGACGACUAGACCGCUGGGUCCUCCAGUCCGCUGGGGGAGGGGUGGAGUCCCCUAAUCAGUGCAUGUCCUUAGUCUGUUAGUUUAACCCCAUUAGGGAACUUUUCUGUCAACAACCACGCCCAUGAGAUGUUUACCAACACAGUUGCCAUUUUAGCUGCGUGGUGGUACCGAGAUUAGCAAACGACCUUCAGACCCACUGAUUUCCCGAUUUCCGUGUCUGUGUGUUCACAAGCGAUGUGGAGCACCAUCCUUUAAACACCGUUCAUGGAGAUUACACAGUCCAGCCGCUAGGCGUGUCCCCUGCCCUCGGCCAGGACAAACGAUGCUUCGCUCGUGUACCGAGUGUGCACGGAUGAUAAAUGAACGUGAGGACGAACACGCCGAGUACUUCCACUCCUUUGUUUUGCGUGCGCGGAUGCCAGUUGUUUAAACGAGUACGUAGAUAAUUUAAUUAAAACACAUAGAUCUGCUUUGGUUUUUUUUUUUUUUUUUUUGGAAGACAAAAGGCAAGUCUCUAACCACCAACUUUCCAUUCCUUCUGUUCCCCUACAACUAAAAAAAAAAUGACCCCUUUGUGUCCUUGUCAACCCCAUCCUUUCACUUAUUCCUAUAGUUGGCAAAAAAAAAAAAAAAAAAAGGGAUGGCUACAUACCAAUGGAUUAAUUAACUUAAUUGCCACGGCCAGGGGGCAAGCCUAUCAUGACUUAACAUCAAGCACAGUUCAGAAACAACCGUCUUCUGUCAAAAGUUUAUCCUAUUCAAUGUUACGUUUUGCUUUUAUGUUUCGAUGACUGUAUGUAAAAAAUAAAUAAAUAAAUAAAUAAAUCCGAAUAUUUAAAUUGUACAACCCCUAGACUAAAAACGUGUUUAUAAUAAGAUAUGGAUAUUUCCUUCAGUAGACUGUAACCAUAAUUUAAAUUAUUUUGUUCCACGCUGUUUUUUAUACCCGUCAUGUACAUUGCAUUUUGACCUGUAACUGCACGGCCAGUGGGGUUCGCUGCAGAGCUAUCUCUUUCUGUGUACGUAGUGGAUCCAUCUUGCUUUUGCCUUAUAUAAAGCCUACGUAUGAAAGUGUGGACACUGUGGCUUCUCAAUAAAUAACUAUUCCAAUGUCCUAAGAA
Microcebus murinus (gray mouse lemur) is the source of this 6089-nucleotide messenger RNA. It is a transcript of the gene CADPS, whose product is annotated as calcium dependent secretion activator. Gene Ontology annotation, biological process: synaptic vesicle exocytosis; positive regulation of exocytosis; dense core granule exocytosis. NCBI's taxonomy places the organism in Eukaryota, Metazoa, Chordata, Mammalia, Primates, Cheirogaleidae. The record is from RefSeq and is a predicted model, not a curated record. Gene Ontology annotation, cellular component: glutamatergic synapse.